GGCUCUGCGGGCGCUGGGCAGCUGCAGCGGGCGGCCGGGGCUGCGCGCUCGGGACGCGCGGAAUGUGAGGCGCGGCGAGCCGCUGCGCACCGACGCUCGCGCGCGCGAAGGGCGGCGACCCCUCACAGACGGUCGGCCGCGCCCCGCGCUCCGCUGCGCGCCGCGCGGGUCGGGCUCUCGCCCCUCGCGCGCCCUCGUGCCCUCCUGGUGCCCUCCAGCGCGCCGGCGGGACCAUGAAGAAGUUCUCUCGGAUGCCCAAGUCGGAGGGCAGCGGCGGCGGGGCGGCGGCUGGAGGGGCCGCGGGCUCCGGGCUCGGCGGCGGCUUCGGAAGCUCGUCCAUGGGGGUCCGGGUGUUCGCCGUCGGCCGCUAUCAGGUCACCCUGGAGGAGUCGCUGGCCGAAGGCGGCUUCUCCACUGUUUUCCUGGUGCGGACUCACAGUGGGAUCCGAUGCGCACUGAAGCGAAUGUACGUCAAUAACACACCUGACCUCAACAUCUGUAAAAGGGAAAUCACAAUUAUGAAAGAGCUAUCUGGCCACAAAAAUAUUGUUGGUUAUUUGGACUGUGCUGUCAAUUCAAUUAGUGAUAAUGUAUGGGAAGUGCUCAUCCUAAUGGAAUAUUGUCGAGCUGGGCAGGUCGUGAACCAGAUGAAUAAGAAGCUGCAGACAGGCUUUACCGAGUCUGAAGUCCUACAGAUCUUCUGUGACACCUGUGAAGCAGUCGCACGGUUGCAUCAAUGUAAGACUCCCAUAAUCCACCGGGAUCUGAAGGUAGAAAAUAUUUUGUUAAAUGAUGCUGGGAAUUACGUGCUUUGUGACUUUGGCAGUGCCACUAAUAAAUUUCUCAAUCCUCAAAAAGAUGGAGUUAAUGUAGUAGAAGAAGAAAUUAAAAAAUACACGACUCUGUCAUAUAGAGCCCCAGAAAUGAUCAACCUUUAUGGAGGGAAACCGAUCACCACCAAGGCUGAUAUCUGGGCCCUGGGAUGUUUGCUGUAUAAACUUUGUUUCUUCGCUCUUCCUUUUGGUGAGAGUCAGGUUGCUAUCUGUGACGGCAGCUUCACCAUCCCAGAUAAUUCUCGCUACUCCCAUAACGUUCAUUGUUUGAUUAGGUUCAUGCUUGAACCAGACCCCGAGCACAGACCUGACAUAUUUCAAGUCUCCUACUUUGCAUUUAAAUUUGCCAAAAAGGAUUGUCCGGUCUCCAACAUCAAUAAUUCCAUUCUUCCAUCAACUCUUCCAGAACCGAUGACUGCUACCGAAGCCGCUGCUAGGAAAAGCCAGAUGAAAGCCAGAAUAACAGAUACCAUUGGACCAACAGAAACCUCAAUUGCACCAAGACAAAGACCAAAGGCCAAUUCCACCGCUGCCAUUUCCAGUGUGCUGACCAUUCAGAGUUCAGCAACGCCGGUUAAAGUCCCUGCUCCUGGGGAAUUCAGUAACCACAAACCCAAAGGAGCACUGAGACCUGGAAAUGGGUCUGACAUCUUAAUGGUUCAGGGACCCACUCAGCAGCCACCACAGCAGCAUAGAGUUCUCCAGCAAUUACAGCAGGGAGAUUGGAGAUUACAGCAGCUUCAUUUGCAUCGUCAUCCCCAGCAGCAGCAGCAGCAGCAGCAGCAGCAGCAGCAGCAGCAACAGCAGCAACAGCAGCAGCAGCAACUACUUCAAAACGCUUAUUUGCAGCAGUAUCAACAUGCAAUGCACCAGCAACAAAUACUUCAACAACAGUUUUUAAUGCACUCAGUGUAUCAGCCACAACCUCUUGCAUCUCAGUAUCCGACCAUGAUGCAGCAGUAUCAGCAGGCUCUCUUGCAGCAGCAGAUGCUAGCUCACCAUCAGCAGCCAGCGCAGCAGGUGUCACCUGAGUAUCUUACCUCUCCUCAAGAGUUCUCACCAGCCUUAGCUCCCUACGGCUCUUCACUUCCAGCUCAGGUUGGAACCAUAGUGGACUCCUCUUAUGGUGCCACCAGCAGGUCAGUCGCUGAGAAAGAGGCAGUUGCAAAUUUCACAAAUCAGAAGACCAUCAGUCACCCCCCUGACAUGUCAGGGUGGAAUCCUUUUGGAGAAGACAAUUUUUCCAAGUUAACAGAAGAGGAACUGUUGGACAGAGAAUUUGACCUCCUAAGAUCAAACAGGCUCGGGGAGAGCACACCCUCAGAUAAGAAUGUAGACCCGCCCCCUGCUCCACAUAGCCGUCCUCCGGAGGAGCCUUUUGCUUCCGUCCCUUUCAUUUCUCACUCAGGUUCUCCUGAAAAGAAAACGGAACAUUCUCCAAACCAGAAAAAUAUCACUGCACACCCAACCAAAAAUGGAAGCUCAAGUCCGAUAUGUAAAGCUGGACAGAAAACCUCAGAGAAUCCUGUAGUUAGGGGUCACGCACAGAAGGGAAAUGACGAGUCUGAAAGUGAAUUUGAAUCAGACCCCCCUUCUCCCAAGAGCAGUGAAGAAGAACAAGAGGAUGAAGACGCACAGGGAGAACACGGGGACUUUAAUGAUGAGGACACUGAGCCAGAGAACCUGGGUCACAGGCCUCUGCUCAUGGACUCCGAAGAUGAGGAGGAGGACGACAAACACAGCUCUGACUCGGAGUGUGAACAGGCAAAAGCCAAGGGAGGAGAAUCGAGCUCCUUGCGCAGAAACAAACCUGGUGGUGCCCCGGAGCCUGCCAGUUCACCCGCGCUGACUCCCAGUCAGGAGUUCGAUGUGUUCGGUGCUGUUCCCUUCUUUGCAGUGCCUGCUCCAGAGCUGCAGCACAGAGGGAGUGGGAAGAGCGUCUCCCAGCAGAUGUUUCCAGAGCAGGAGGAAUAUGACGUGUUCACAAAGGCACCCUUCAGCAAGAAGGUCACCGUACAGGACUGGCCCGCCGUGCGGCCAGACACUCGCCCCCUGCCUGCACGACCCAGAAGUGUAGACAUAUUUGGCUCCACUCCCUUUCAGCCAUUUUCCACAGCAGCCAGUAAAAGUGAAAGCAAGGAGGAUGUUUUUGGGCUCGUGCCCUUUGAGGAAAUAACCGGGAGUCAGCAGCAGCAGCAAAAAGUCAAGCAGCGUAGCUUGCAGAAACUGUCCUCUCGCCAGAGGCGCACGAAGCAGGAUGUGUCGAAAAGCAACGGGAAGCGGCAUCACGGCACACCCACCAGCGCCAAGAAGCCCCUGAAGCCUCCCUACCGCACACCCGAGAGGGCCCGCAGGCACAAGAGGGUGGGCCGCAGAGACUCACAAAGCAGCAAUGAGUUCUUAACAAUUUCGGACUCCAAGGAGAACAUCAGCGUCGCGCUGACCGAUGGCAAAGACAGGGCCAGCGUCCUGCCACCCGAUGAGAGUCUGCUGGACCCUUUUGGUGCCAAGCCUUUUCAUCCUCCAGACUUGUGGCACCAGACCCAUCAGGGCCUAAGCGACAUCUGUGUGGAUCACACCGCCAUUCUGCCUGGGAGACCACGACAGAAUUCAGUACAUGGGUCAUUCCACAGCGCAGACGCAUUGAGAAUGGAUGACUUUGGUGCCGUGCCCUUUACAGAACUCGUGGUGCAGAGCGUCUCUCCGCAGCAGUCCCAGCCGGUGGAAUUAGACCCCUUCGGUGCUGCUCCAUUCCCUUCUAAACAGUAGACACUUCAGGUGGACUCAGCGAUACUCCUGUUCAAAAAAGUAUGAAUAGUUUUAUGAAUCUGGAAGAAAUGUAUUUGUAUAGUUGUUUAUAUCAUUCACUCACUCUCACAGGUUAAUCAGGAUAGGUGAUUUUUAAAUAAACCAAAUGGAAUUAUUUGUACAGGGUAGUAAGUUGAUGCCUUCUUCAAGCAGGAGAAGGCCUAAAUCGAAAGCCAAGGGCUUUUGCUACUGACAGCUCAGAGGUUCACCCGUGGGGCUUCCUGGGAAAGCUGGUGUGUACCGCUAGGGACAGGAGAGCCAUCACUUCGGAUAUCAAGAUGUCACGUAGGGGCACACCCUAGAUCCAGCAUUUGAAGCCAGGCAGGCUGACUGUUUCCACCCACGAGGGAAGAGUCUAGAGUGUGCUCUCCAUACACUUCUCUGUAAGGUAGAGCCACAAGAAACUGACUAUUGUGCCUAAAAAACUGUUGCAUUAAAAACAAAAAACCAAGUGCCAUUAACAAUGGACUCUGUGAUGAUAAGGAUAUGAAAUGAUGUAUAUAUUAGCUCAGUCUAGCCCUUCUACGGUGUAUAGAGCAAGACAUUACAUGGUAAUAUAUAUGCGGUUUUUAAUCUGUCAAGAAAAAAUUUUUACAAUGUGGAAUGCUUAAUAGAAGCCUAGAACAAAAAUAUAAAGAGAAAUAUCUGGCAUUUGAAAAAAAAAUGUAAAAGAAUGACACAUCAAAAAGAAAAGCACCAUCUGGUACUUGAGAAAUACUUUGUCUUUGAGUGGGUAUUUGCCAAAACCUUUAUCAUCAUGUCCCUACUGAAGUACCUUCAUAGAAAGGGGAGGGGCAGGGUAUAUAGAAAUUUAAUUUCAGAAACAAUGUAGCUGAAACUUUAAUUUUUUAAAGAAGUUUACAAUGUAAAAUCAUGUUGCAUUUACUGACACACUUUAUGACAGCACUUCCCUCCUCCAGCAGGGCAGAGUCCUGGGCUGCAGUUCCUUCCUUCAGGGUGAGAGGGGGCAGUUCUACUACAGUGCUCCAGCAGUGCCACCCAGUCCCUCAGCACUGACAGCCAGACCCUCAGUGGGUGGAAGAACUAGAUGGUGGGACUAGGAGCUUAAUUCUGCUACCCGAUUGCAUUGAUAGUGAAAAGAACUAAACUACCAAAUUGCCUUUAAAAUACAUCACCAGUCCUAAUGAGAAACUUGAAAUUUUGUAGUUGUGGUCAGUGGUAAUAGUUAUACAUCAGUUAAUGUGAAUGUACUGUCCGUGCUUCCUCUGUCUGUCCUAAGUUAUGAUUAGAUGUCUUUACAGAUGAGCAUUCGAAGUUUCUAGAUCAACAGCUAUUGCUAUUGGUAGCUGUGUUUUAACUUUGCCCCAGUUAGUGUCCCUUAAUAAGUAAUCUUCUUAAAACCUUAACUUUAGUGCCCACAGAGGACACAUCAUUUGCCUACUCUCAGAGUUCAGAACCUGGAAAGAAGUGAAACACAAAACCAAGCCGAGGUCCCUUUUUAUGGUUGUCUCCUCCUCUGCCAGCUCAGCCAGGGUAGUGUGGACAGGACAGGUCACGUCACACCGCCACCCAGAACAGGGCUGCACCACUUAAUGUCCUUGUGCCAAAGGCAGAGGCUGUGUUUGCACCUUUCUGUCUGGUUCUCAGGUUGAUUAUUCUCACUAAUGCAAAUGGCAGUAGGCCCUCUACGCUACCGAACAGAAAUGCUUUCCUCCUAAAGUAAUGAGUUGUGACUAUGAAGUCAGAGUUCCACUCGCCUUUCACUGCACUGAAUACUUAGAAGUGAUUCACUCGCAGCCCCUCCGGCUAAUGCUGGACAAAUCCUUAGGAAACAGCUGUGCCACAGCCUAAAAUGUUUACAUUGCCUCCAACAGCCCAGCGGGUGACGCGCCUCUCGAGACCAUCUCAUUGGACAGACUGUUUCACUGGAGGUCCAAGGGGCGGCUCCUUUGCGUUACAUUUUCUCUUGCACAAGAGAGCACUUAGCACCCAGCACCCAGCACCCAGCACCCAGCACUCACUGAAAGGCUGGCUCUGUUAUGGGACGGCCCAGUUCUGGUUUAAAGAAUGUCAUUUGGGUGUGCCUUGUGCUUCCCAGUGUGCAAAGCAGUUCUAACUAAACCUGUUAGACUUGAACAUCGAAGGGAAGUCACGUUAGGAACCCAGCUCGAAAGUCUGAGGCCAAAGGUGUCACCUAGAAGCUUUAACUGUGCUCAUUAACUUGGAAUCUUUUCUUAAAAAGUGGACUACUUGCUUUACUUUGAUCACGUCAGCAAAACGCUAGUAUUACCAGAGGAUCUUUCAGGGCACUUAAGAAAUGGAUCUACUAAGGCACAGACGUUCUCGGUAUGUAGUUGGAGAAAAGGACUACUCCAAGUUGGGUGAGAAUGGAACCGACCAGAAUUUUAAGCACUGAGUGCCCCUCCCCUGAGCUGUGUACCCUGGGCAUUUAUGAAGUCACGUGGCUCUCGGAUCUGCGCACCUUGCGAUCAGUCCUACCCUGUUUAACAGGGACUGACUACUCUCCUCUUCCUGACGGAAAAUACGAAGGUGGAGCCAGUCUUGGGUGUGCCUCCCUUGGGUUAUCCAGAUUUGGGCACUUCACUAAAGCACUGUCAGAAGGCGCACAUGUAUUAAUGUCACUACCUGUGGGGAGUUAGGUAUUAUCUGUUUAAUACAUGUAGAAUGCGCAGUGAACUCUGUCAUUCUUUUUCUUUUAUUUCUAAGCAAAACUAGUCAUCAAUUUACAUUCAGUUACUGAGUUGACAGUCUACUGAGUCUACUGAGAGAACAACAGAUGACUGUUGGAAAAAAUUUACACUCGGUGGUGUUCUCUACUAAGAUAAAAAGACACAGGCACAUCGAGGCUCUCCACUACGGAAUUAAUGUGAAUUUAAAAAGGCAAUCGUUUCUCUUAAGAGCAUUCACUCCUAGUGACGAAGUUUACAAAAGCCACUAAAAGGAAGAAGUAGAUGAAAAUACAGAGGGCUGGGUCUGGUUUAGGUUAUUUUUUUUUAAUUAAAGUUCACAGUGCUACAGGAAGACUGAUUUUAUUACUAUGUUCUUUUUGUGACUGAGAGAUCAUCCUAUACUAGAAGGAGUAAUUGCCACUUGUUCUUUCUUUUGCGGUGCUGGGAACUGAACCCAGGGCCUUGCACAUGCUGGGCAAGCGCUUUAGGGCUGAGCCACACCUCCAGCCUGGAAGAGCCCUUUAAUUGCUGGCAAACGGCUUUAAGUGCACUUUCUUUGAUUACACUUCCUUUUUUUUUUUUUUUUUGUUAAACUUGAAUUUUCUGAAGCCUUUUAUGUACCACUAAGCAAAUAACUUUAAUUUUUAAAUAAACUGGGUUUAUAUCCUUAGUUAUAUUUCUAAUUGUUAUAAGACAUACUUGCUAAAGUAACUUAAGCCCUCAAAUGUAGCCGGGAAGAGUUUGAGAUAGACUUCAGUUACUUUCCCUGUACCCAGUAAAGCACUAAUUUUGUUACCUUAUUGCCUUUACAUUGCUUAGUCUUGAAUUCUGUUCACUGUUUUGUUUGAGAUUUAAAGUUAUUUUCUUACUGUAUUUAUCAUACCUACUGUUUUAAUAAUCUGCCGUCUUUAAAUGCAAUAAAUCCCAAACGGAUCGCUUAUUCUUCAUAGCCAAUGCCUUUGGAGUUUUAUUAUUACUAUUUGUAUCAUUAAAAGUUUCAUCACAAA
Rattus norvegicus (Norway rat) is the source of this 7299-nucleotide messenger RNA. RefSeq names its product BMP-2 inducible kinase (gene Bmp2k). Gene Ontology annotation, cellular component: nuclear speck; nucleus. Lineage: Eukaryota; Metazoa; Chordata; Mammalia; Rodentia; Muridae. Gene Ontology annotation, molecular function: transferase activity; protein serine/threonine kinase activity; protein kinase activity. The record is from RefSeq and is a predicted model, not a curated record.